Molecule: messenger RNA, 1983 nt
Organism: Zootoca vivipara (common lizard)
Lineage: Eukaryota; Metazoa; Chordata; Lepidosauria; Squamata; Lacertidae
Gene: CFAP184
Product: cilia and flagella associated protein 184
Biological process (GO): cilium assembly
Cellular component (GO): ciliary basal body; axoneme
Source: RefSeq, a predicted model, not a curated record
GACGCGGAGACGCCGCUGUGCGUGUGUGUGUGCGGAGCUGGAGAGGCUGGGAUUUGGGUAGGCGAUGGAGGAGAUGGAGAACAUGGAGGAGGCGGGCAGGGGCGCUGCCGAAGCCCCGCUUCCCCUGCCUGAGCCCACGGAGGCGCCGCCUGAACCCGCGGAGGCACCCCCGGAGGCCCCCUCGGAGGAGCCCCCGGUGGAGGCCGAGGUCCCGGAGGAAGCCCCCGCCUCUGGUCCCGAGGAGCCUCCGCCUGCGGACAGUGCCGAGGCCGAGACGGGGGCUGAGGAGACGGGGGCGGCAGCGGAGGUUGAACCGGCGGGCGAAGUAGAGCAGCAGGAGCCGAUCUCCGAAGAGGCCCCCGGCCCGGAGGAAGCCAGCGAGGCCGAGGUGGCGGAGAAGCAGAGCGCGGGCAGCCGCACGGGCUCCGUCGAAGGGGGGCUGGAGGAGGAGAAGGAGAAGAAGGAGGGCGGCGGCGAGGAGGAGGAGGAGGAGGAAGGGACCGCGCCUGCCGUCCUUUCUGUCACGGAGACCCUGGAGGCUCUGGAGCCGCGGGAGGCUCCCUCUGUGCCGGCGCUGCCCACCGACGCCACCUUCGCCACGGGGGAGCUGCUGGAGCCGCCUCCGCUGCAGACGGGCGUGGAGCUGGGGCGCCGGAUCAGCAUGAGCCUCCGUGACCUGGAGCGGCUGCCCCACAGCGGGGUGACGCUGGAGUUGGGCAGCAGCGCCGGGAGCUCCGAGGCCGAGGAGGCGGCCGUCGAGACGGCCUCGGAGCUCGAGCAGCGCCUGGCCGCGGAGCAGCUACGGCGGCAGGAGUUGGCCGAACAGUACCGGCAGCUGCUGCUGGAGCGGGCUCGCCUGCAGCACUACAACGCCAAGCUGCAGAGCAAGCUGAGCGAGCUCCUGAACAAGGCCAAGAGCAAGGAGCGCGUCCGGCAGGAGCUGGAGCAGCACAUCUCGGACAAGGAGCAGCGCUACAGCCGCUACCUGGCCAUGCUGGAUGAGCUGCGGACCCAGCAGGCGGACGAGGCGCUCUGGUUCCAGAAGCAGAUCGACGACGCCCGGGUCUCCUGCAGCGAGAAGCUGGCCAAGGUAGAGAGCGCCUGGAAGUCCCACCAGGCGCUCAAGUUGGAGGUGGCCGUGUACACCGUGGGGCGCAGGCUGGGGAGCAAGCAAGCUGCUAUCGACAGAGUGAAGCAGAUCCAGGCCAGGGAGCAGAGCAAGGAAAGGGAGAUGACGGAGGUUCGACUGGAAAAUAUAAAGCUGAAACACAGGAUCCAAAAGCUUGAUGCAAGUUUAAAAGCCAUGGAACAGUUAGCAGAAGGUCUGCACUUAAUAGAUUUUGAGCAACUGAAAAUAGAGAACCAAACCUACAAUGAAAAGAUUGAAGAGCGCAACGAGGAGCUUAUGAAGCUCCGGAAAAAGAUAACUAACACAGUGCAAAUUCUUACUCAAGUGAAGGAAAAACUGCAGUUUGUGGAAGCAGAGAAUCAUGGCCAAAGGGCUCAGCUAAUGGCAGUUGAGGCUUUAGUGGCCCAAAGGAGAGAGAUUCUAACUAAGACUAAACAGGCUAGGGACAAAUUGCGAAUGGACAAUCAGAGGCUUUACCAGAAGUGCGGUUUACUUGGGAAUUCACUGCUGUUAAGGGACUAUGAAGAUAAGGUAACUGCUGUUGAACUACUGAAUGAAAGGCUGGAGAAACUGAAACGCCAUCAUGCUGCAAUCUCCCUUACUUGCAAAGGGGUAAAGAAGAAAAUAAAAGGGGUGACAUCUUUUCUACCGCUCUAAACUUUAUUUUAAAUGUCAAAAAGAGCAAAGUAGAGAGUGAGUGUGUGCACUAUAAAAUAUUACAUUAAAUUGCAAUUAGUUGUUUAUCCUUAGAAUCUUUGUUCCAAAUAUUGUUCCUAUUUCCAGAAGAUAACAGUGCCUUAAAACCAAAUCAAUUUGUCCAACUGGCUUCCAACUGUCAAUUAAAAGUUUUCACA